GUCGCUGCAGUGGGUCUGGAUGCAGCAGGUAAAACGACUCUGCUGUACAGGCUGAAGCUGGCUGAAGUCGUCACCACCAUCCCAACUAUCGGUUUUAAUGUGGAGACGGUGGAGUAUAAUAACAUCAGUUUCACAGUUUGGGAUGUUGGUGGUCAGACAAUCAUCAGACCUCUGUGGAGACAUUACUACACCAACACGCAGGGUCUGAUAUUUGUGGUCGACAGCAACGACCCCGAGAGGAUUAAAGAGGCUGCUGACGAGCUGCACAGGAUGGUA
Messenger RNA from Plectropomus leopardus (leopard coralgrouper), 276 nucleotides. NCBI's taxonomy places the organism in Eukaryota, Metazoa, Chordata, Actinopteri, Perciformes, Serranidae. The record is from RefSeq and is a predicted model, not a curated record.